Lagenorhynchus albirostris (white-beaked dolphin) is the source of this 4989-nucleotide messenger RNA. It is a transcript of the gene GRIN2D, whose product is annotated as glutamate ionotropic receptor NMDA type subunit 2D. Gene Ontology annotation, biological process: synaptic transmission, glutamatergic; monoatomic ion transport; excitatory postsynaptic potential. Gene Ontology annotation, molecular function: NMDA glutamate receptor activity; transmitter-gated monoatomic ion channel activity involved in regulation of postsynaptic membrane potential. The record is from RefSeq and is a predicted model, not a curated record. Gene Ontology annotation, cellular component: postsynaptic membrane; plasma membrane; postsynaptic density membrane. NCBI's taxonomy places the organism in Eukaryota, Metazoa, Chordata, Mammalia, Artiodactyla, Delphinidae. Bases 1 to 4005 code for a protein of 1334 amino acids. The transcript has 12 exons.
AUGCGCGGCGCUGGUGGCCCCCGCGGCCCUCGGGGCCCCGCUAAGAUGCUGCUGCUGCUGGCGCUGGCGUGCGCCAGCCCGUUCCCGGAGGAGGUGCCGGGGCCGGGCGGGGCCGGCGGGCCUGGCGGGGGCCCCGGCGGGGCGCGACCUCUCAACGUGGCGCUCGUGUUCUCGGGGCCUGCGUACGCGACCGAGGCGGCGCGACUGGGCCCGGCCGUGGCGGCAGCCGUGCGCAGCCCGGGCCUGGACGUGCGGCCGGUGGCGCUGGUGCUCAACGGCUCGGACCCACGCAGCCUCGUGCUGCAGCUCUGCGACCUGCUGUCGGGGCUGAGGGUGCACGGCGUCGUCUUCGAGGACGACUCGCGCGCGCCCGCCGUCGCGCCCAUCCUUGACUUCCUGUCGGCGCAGACUUCGCUGCCCAUCGUGGCCGUGCACGGCGGCGCCGCGCUCGUGCUCACGCCCAAGGAGAAGGGUUCCACCUUCCUGCAGCUGGGCUCGUCCACAGAGCAGCAGCUUCAGGUCAUCUUCGAGGUGCUGGAAGAAUACGACUGGACGUCUUUUGUAGCUGUGACCACGCGUGCCCCCGGCCACCGGGCCUUCCUGUCUUACAUUGAGGUGCUGACUGAUGGCAGCCUGGUGGGCUGGGAGCACCGCGGGGCAUUGACGCUGGACCCUGGGGCUGGCGAGGCCGUGCUGGGCGCCCAGCUCCGUAGUGUCAGUGCGCAGAUCCGCCUGCUCUUCUGUGCCCGUGAGGAGGCUGAGCCGGUGUUCCGGGCAGCCGAGGAGGCUGGCCUCACUGGGCCUGGCUACGUCUGGUUCAUGGUGGGGCCCCAGCUGGCUGGAGGCGGGGGCUCGGGCACCCCUGGGGAGCCCCUUCUUCUGCCAGGAGGCGCCCCACUGCCUGCCGGGCUGUUUGCAGUGCGCUCGGCAGGCUGGAGGGAUGAUCUGGCCCAGCGUGUGGCAGCUGGCGUGGCCGUAGUGGCCAGAGGUGCCCAGGCCCUGCUGCGUGACUAUGGCUUCCUGCCUGAACUUGGCCAUGACUGUCGCGCCCAAAACCGCACCCACCGAGGGGAGAGUCUACACAGGUACUUCAUGAACAUUACCUGGGAUAACCGGGAUUACUCCUUCAAUGAGGAUGGCUUCCUGGUGAACCCCUCCCUGGUGGUCAUCUCCCUCACCCGAGACAGGACGUGGGAGGUGGUGGGCAGCUGGGAGCAGCAGACUCUCCGCCUCAAGUACCCGCUGUGGUCCCGCUAUGGCCGCUUCCUGCAGCCAGUUGAUGACACGCAGCAUCUCACCGUGGCCACCCUGGAAGAGAGGCCUUUCGUCAUUGUGGAGCCCGCCGACCCCAUCAGUGGCACUUGCAUCCGAGACUCUGUCCCCUGCCGGAGCCAGCUCAACCGCACCCACAGCCCUCCGCCGGACGCCCCCCGCCCAGAAAAGCGGUGCUGCAAGGGCUUCUGCAUCGACAUUCUGAAGCGGCUGGCGCACACCAUCGGCUUCAGCUAUGACCUCUACCUGGUCACCAACGGCAAGCACGGCAAAAAGAUUGAUGGUGUCUGGAAUGGCAUGAUCGGGGAGGUGUUCUACCAGCGCGCGGACAUGGCCAUUGGCUCUCUCACCAUCAACGAGGAGCGGUCCGAGAUAGUGGAUUUCUCCGUCCCCUUCGUGGAGACAGGCAUCAGCGUUAUGGUGGCGCGUAGCAAUGGCACUGUGUCCCCCUCGGCCUUUCUCGAGCCAUACAGCCCUGCCGUGUGGGUGAUGAUGUUCGUCAUGUGCCUCACUGUGGUCGCCGUCACCGUUUUCAUCUUUGAGUACCUCAGUCCCGUCGGCUACAACCGCAGCCUGGCCACGGGCAAACGCCCUGGCGGCUCAACUUUCACCAUUGGGAAAUCCAUCUGGCUGCUCUGGGCCCUGGUGUUCAAUAACUCGGUGCCUGUGGAGAACCCCCGGGGGACCACCAGCAAAAUCAUGGUGCUGGUGUGGGCUUUCUUCGCCGUCAUCUUCCUCGCCAGCUACACAGCCAACCUGGCCGCCUUCAUGAUCCAGGAGGAGUAUGUGGAUACCGUGUCUGGGCUCAGUGACCGAAAGUUCCAGCGGCCCCAGGAGCAGUACCCGCCCCUGAAGUUUGGGACGGUGCCCAACGGGUCCACAGAGAAGAACAUCCGCAGCAACUACCCCGACAUGCACAGUUACAUGGUGCGCUACAACCAGCCCCGCGUAGAGGAAGCGCUCACUCAGCUCAAGGCAGGGAAGCUGGAUGCCUUCAUCUACGACGCAGCUGUGCUCAACUACAUGGCCCGCAAAGAUGAGGGCUGCAAGCUCGUCACCAUCGGCUCGGGCAAGGUCUUUGCCACCACAGGCUACGGCAUCGCCCUGCACAAGGGUUCCCGCUGGAAGCGGCCCAUCGACCUGGCACUGCUGCAGUUCCUGGGGGAUGAUGAGAUCGAGAUGCUGGAGCGGCUGUGGCUCUCUGGGAUCUGCCACAAUGACAAAAUCGAGGUGAUGAGCAGCAAGCUGGACAUCGACAACAUGGCGGGCGUCUUCUACAUGCUCCUGGUGGCCAUGGGCCUCUCCCUGCUGGUCUUCGCCUGGGAGCACCUGGUGUACUGGCGCCUGCGGCAUUGCCUGGGGCCCACCCAUCGCAUGGAUUUCCUGCUGGCCUUCUCCAGGGGCAUGUACAGCUGCUGCAGCGCGGAGGCUGCCCCGCCGCCCGCCAAGCCCCCGCCGCCGCCGCAGCCGCUGCCCAGCCCGGUGUACCCGGCGGCGAGGCCCGCUCCCGGUCCCGCGCCCUUCAUACCCCGCGAGCGCGCCACUGUGGACCGCUGGCGCCGCGCCAAAGGUGCAGGGCCGCCGGGGGGCGCGAGCUUGGCCGACGGCUUCCACCGCUACUACGGCCCCAUCGAGCCGCAGGGCCUGGGCGUCGGCGAGGCGCGCGCCGCGCCCCGGGGCGCAACUGGGCGCCCGCUAUCUCCGCCGGCUACGCAGCCCCCGCAGAAGCCGCCGCCCUCCUACUUCGCCAUCGUGCGCGACAAAGAGCCGGCCGAGACCCCCGCCGGCGCCUUCCCUGGCUUCCCGUCGCCGCCCGCGCCCCCGGCCGCCGCGGCCACAGCCGUCGGGCCGCCGCUCUGCCGCCUGGCCUUCGAGGACGAGAGCCCGCCGGCGCCCACGCGCUGGCCGCGCUCGGACCCCGAGAGCCAGCCCCUAUUGGGCCCCGGCGCGGGGGGCGCGGGCGGUGCGGUGGGCGCGGGCGGCGGAGCCCAGGCCGCGCCACCCCCGUGCCGCGCCGCGCCGCCCCCCUGUCCUUACCUUGACCUAGAGCCGUCGCCGUCGGACUCGGAGGACUCGGAGAGCCUGGGCGGCGCGUCGCUGGGCGGCCUGGAGCCCUGGUGGUUCGCCGACUUCCCCUACCCCUACGCCGAGCGCCUCGGGCCGCCGCCUGGCCGCUACUGGUCGGUCGACAAGCUCGGGGGCUGGCGCGCCGGCAGCUGGGACUACCUGCCCCCGCGCAGUGGCCCCGCCGCCUGGCACUGUCGCCACUGUGCUAGCCUGGAGCUGCUGCCGCCGCCGCGCCAUCUCAGCUGCUCACACGACGGCCUGGACGGCGGCUGGUGGGCGCCGCCGCCCCCGCCCUGGGCCGCGGGGCCCCCGCCCCGGCGCCGGGCCCGCUGCGGGUGCCCGCGGUCGCAUCCUCACCGCCCGCGGGCCUCGCACCGCGCGCCCGCAGCUGCCGCGCCGCACCACCACCGGCACCGGCGCGCCGCAGGGGGCUGGGACCUCCCGCCGCCCGCGCCCACCUCGCGAUCGCUCGAGGACCUCAGCUCGUGUCCCCGCGCCGCCCCCGCGCGCAGGCUCACCGGGCCCUCCCGCCACGCGCGCAGGUGCCCGCACGCCGCGCACUGGGGGCCGCCGCUGCCCGCCGCGCCCCACCGGAGACACCGGGGCGGGGACCUGAGUACCCGCCGGGGCUCGGCGCACUUUUCCAGCCUCGAGUCCGAGGUAUGACGCGGCCUGGGGGGCCCCGCCGCCCCCUCGGUCAGCGCAGGCCACAGCCCGAGGGAGCACGCGGGGUGGACAGGACCCGCACGGGUUGGGAAGGAAGGAAAUGGAACUGGCCGGACCCCGCCUGGAGCAGCGUCCUGCGCCCCUCGCUAUGGGGGCACCUCGAGCCGGGGGGGAUUUGGUCCCUCAAAUCUCACCCAGCCUGGGAACAAGGGGAUAGGGGUCUUGGAGCCCACUGGACUUUUUUUAAACCCGACAAGGGCUUUUUAACGUCACCAGAUGGGGCAGGAGGUGGUGGGGUCACGCCACGCCCGCGUCACUCCCCCACGCCUGGGGCCGUGGCCCCCACAUCACUGUGCAGCUCCCCGGCCCCAGCCACGCCUCCGGGGAAGCCCGUUUUUAACCUUUCAUCCAUCGGGACUCAAAACUGUGAGACGCGUUCGCCAAACUGUGACCCCAGACCUUGGCCCCCGCCACACAGAAACCCCUGACCCCAGACUGUGACUUCCGACCCCUAAAAAUGGUCAUCCGACCCCAGACUGUGACCCCUGACCCCAAACUGUGACCCGAGCCCCAGACCGUUCCCGGACCAGACUCUGUCCCUCGACGUCAAACCGUGACUCCCCCUCCUCCUUUUCCACCCGCGGUAGCUUUCCCCUCUUUCGACCUAGCACACGCCCCCAACGGAAGCCCCGCCUCCACUGCCCCAGCGUUGAUCCCAACCUCCAGCAGGCCAAAACUUCCCACCCUGUCGCACCUCACUACCAGCCCCAGGUGCCACGAAUCACAUGCUCUCCAAAGCCAACCCUUAUUUGUGACCUUUCAGUGAAGACCCAGCAGACCCUCAAAAGCCUCCUCUUCCCAGAUCUCCAGCCGGGUCUGGAGCUGGGUUGUGGAAGAGAGGGGUCUGGGAGUCCACACAUCACCAACCUCCCUUCCCACUCUCCUGUCCCAUAUUGCAGUGUUUGGAAUAAACCAUGUUUUUAU